Molecule: messenger RNA, 8350 nt
Organism: Schistosoma haematobium
Lineage: Eukaryota; Metazoa; Platyhelminthes; Trematoda; Strigeidida; Schistosomatidae
Product: Transcription factor 25
Exons: 14
Coding region: 53-1933 (626 amino acids)
Cellular component (GO): RQC complex
Source: RefSeq, a predicted model, not a curated record
CAACAUAUUUUCGCUUGACGCUACUUAUUCGUUCUUUUGUUAUUUGAUCGUAAUGUCUUCCCGGGUAUUACGUAAACUGAAGAAAGAUUCUGAAAAUUCGCUUGAUGACAAUAAUAAUUUUAGUGAUAAUGACGAUCCCAUCACCGGAGGUUCUGUUUUCUCCGAAUUCAGUAAUUGUUUUCCCUCACAGUUGAUAACUAUUCCUUCCUCUGAUGACAAUCCUCAGGAUCAUUGUGAAUCUUUUAAAUCCAAAAAGCGGAGAAAGAAAAAAAAUAAGCAAAAGGACAAAACUGGAAUAACCUACCAAUUAGGUAAUAUAAAACUUCCAAAUGACCCAGGGAUUGCUGAUCAAAAUAAACAAGUGAUAGAUUUGCUAAAAGUAAAUAUCAAGAUGCUAGAUCAUGUUGGAGAACUUAGUCGUUUGUUUGGGUCAGAAGUUAUCGGUGGGUCCGAAACAUAUUUACGAAGAAAACGAAGUCGCGUCAAACGUGGUAUGCUUGUAUCGAUAAAGUCCACUUGGCCACCUACUGUUCGAAUUGGCUUGAGUAUGGAACCUUUGGGUUGUGGUUCAUAUACUUUCGUACACAGUAAAGAAUAUCAAAAUAUCCAGAGGUCAUUUUACAAUGCUUUAGAAUCCAUGAAUCCAAAUAAUUUGAGUAGUAUAUUAUAUGAAAAUCCUUAUCACAUAGAUUCUUUACUACAGUUGAGCGAAAUAAUGAUGCACCAGGAAGAUACGACUGUAGGUACUGAUCUUCUGGAACGCGCACUCCAUGCUUUUCAAUCAGCUUUCCAUCCAUCCUUUAAUCCAUUCAACGGUUCUUGUCGUCUAGACUUUAAGCGUCAAGUCAAUCGUGGUUUGUUUGUAGCACUUUUCCGCUAUAUCUUGAAAAUUAGUGAACGGGGCUGUCAUCGAAGUGCACUGGAAUAUUGCAAAUUAUUGUUAAGUCUUGAUUAUGAAGAUGAUCCUUUGACAGUCCUACUCAUGAUAGAUCGUUAUGCUAUUUACUCCAGGCAAUAUAGUUUCCUAAUUGAUUUAUAUGAUAGCCUAAAUGGUUCGCGCAACUUGUACUUGCUUCCCAAUUUUGGUUUAUCUAUACCAUUGGCUCGUAAGUUGAUUGGUGAAGAUCCAGAGAAAUGUGAUAAAAACAAGAUGAGUGUGGAUGAAUCUUUGCAAGAUGCUUUAGUCAUGUUUCCCGGAUUUGUGUCGCGCUUACUUAAACAUACAAGUAUCGGGGGUAUUACAAAUCUUGAAAAAUCUAUCCUUUUUGGAAGAGAAGUUCUAUUGAGUGAAUCAGAUAGUCUUGGUUGUUUACUAAGUCUAUAUGUCGCUCGCAUGCAUCCUCUUUGGUCCUCACCCAACGUCCUUCCGUGGCUGGAAAAAAAUAUUGCGACUGUUUUAAAUUUGGUUGAACCUAAACAAUUGCAUCUUUCUGAGUCUAACACUAUUGAUCCACGUCUUUCUGAAUAUUCCAAAAGACGAAAAACUCUUUAUCCUGUUUUCCCACCGAAGAUUUUGAGGCACCUGAUUUUGUCCGAAGUUUCUGAAGCUCCACCCAUUUUACCCCGAAAUUUAACAAGUUCACCUAUCUAUACAUUUGAUCCUCUUCCACCCAGAAGUUCUAUCAAUAUUUACGAUCCAGAGGAAGAAAGACGUCGCGUUCGUGAAACUAUGGCUGGAAGUGGAUUUCUCAACGGUCUUCUAUCAUCAUUCUUACCCUCAAGCUCUAUAAAUGCUGAAUUGGCUCUUCGUGGUCCUUCUGGUACACCAACAGUCAAUGAAACUGCUUCUGGUAGUAUUGGUGGAAUCGUACGUUCAGCAGCGGAAACGUUCUCUGCUACUCUUAGACAAGUGUUAGAUAUGAUUGAUAUUCGUACAGUUGGCUUGGAGUACGAAGAUAAUAAUCAUAAUAAUUCUUCUGAUGAAGCUCCUUAAAGCUUUGUUAUUGUUUAUUUCCCAGGAAAUGCAAACACUGUCUUUUUCACUAGCAAGGUUGGGCCUGAUAGUUUCAAAUAAGUUGAGCGUUGGGUAGAAAGUUAAUGAUAAAUAAAUAUUUAGUCUGAAGAAUUAGCCUGCAUUAAGUCACGGAACGUCAGAAAUACAAUUUUGUCACUUAUUGGGAUAUAACAAAAAGUAUAUUUAUCACUGUUUUUUUUCCUUAAAAAAUAAUCAUGUGUUCAUUCAGGUUAAUGUAUCGCUGUGUUAUGAGGUAUAUAUGUAUAUGAAGUAAAAUAAAUGUUGGAAUUGUUAUUGUGUGGUCUUAAUUGUGUAAGUUAUUUUGACACAUUUUAUAUCAUGGAAACGAACAUAUGAAACACCGUUAUUAAAAAACAAUUGUAUUGACGUUCUCGACAAACUAUGAAAUAUUGAUGAAUUUUUUAUACUUUGGGCUACUAUUCCCGAAUUUUCCAAUAUAAAUAGUAGCUAAUAAUUACUUAGUUUUAUCUACUAGCAGUCUACAUUGUGUAAAUACAUUCACCUCAGGAUAACUCGUUCAUCAAAAUAAUAAACUAGUUGUCUGUUAGGUCAUGUAUUGACCCUGGGAUUGUUGAAAUCUUUGUACAACUAAUCAUAUUGUAGUGUGUGCUACUGAUGUCGAUAAAUAUAAGUAGUAUGUGUCAUCACUCGAAAGUGAAAUACCUGGCUGCAAAAGGUUAAGAAGAUCGAAGAAAAGGAGACGAGAACAGAAAAUGAUUGGUAUGGAAACGAAAGGAAAUGAAGUCGGAGACGAUUGUUUGAUAUUUUGCAAAUGAAGUAUUUGCUGUAUGGUCCUCAGAUUUUACUAAGAAAUUCUGUGAUUUUUUAUUCAAAUACAUUCGAUUGUCCCUAUUAUGUGCUUGUUCAUUAAAAUAGUAUAGCUUAUCUUUUAUUUAGUUUCUAUGUAAUAACAUUUACUGAAAUCUGUAGUCCUAGUAUGAGACUUGGCAUAUUAAAUUCUUCUAGUCCAAUAAAACCAUUAAACCUUUAUUGAAUCUCUCAGUUUUCAAUCACUUUUUUAAAACUCCAAACUAUUGUUAAUAUGGACAUUCAAGAAUUCAAAGAUGGAUAUAUGCACGAAUCUGAGUUCAAAUAUCCCGAAAUAGUAUGAAGACGUCGUAAUACUAAAUUUAGUAUAGUUUUGAUUAUUGAUUACGAGUACAUUUUUGCUCUAUCCAUGCCUUGAAACACAAAUUAAAGUUUCUUUGAAAUGAAAGUAACAGCUCAUUUUAUCGGUCAUGAGACCACGUGUGACAAGUAAGGAUUCUCGAAGGAGUUCAUCGCAGUUACGUCUCGUCAAUUAUCAAAAGUCUUUUGAAGUAGCCUUCUGAGCUAACUCACGUGGCUACACGUAUACAGCCUCUGCCAGGGUAGUCCUACUCACUGUCUUCUCGUUAUGGGUGUCGUUUACGAGAUCGAGAACGAAAAGCGGAUGUCUGGCGCCUCAAGUGGGUUGGUAGAUCCAGAGGGAGUUGGAAAACCCUGAUUCCAAACCAGUGGUGCACAGGGGCUCCAGGGUCCUGAGGAUCUAAUGACGUAUGGACCAAUUAUCAACCACCGGCUACCAUGGGACUGCAUCACCUAAUGUUGCUUCACUGCCUUGUGGAUUAGACCUUUUGUUCUAAGGCUUCGGGAGUGUCCCCCCUGUGAAAACCACCUGCCUCGGUUUGCGCGCCCGGGCAGUAUUCCAGCCCCUACACAAAUUGGAUGAUUUGUGUAGCAAAUCUUUUUGGUGCCUCCUUGUACCAAUGUUUAUGUGUUUAAAUUAAUGAAUUAACAAGAUUACAUGUUGUACCCUCAAGGUAGAUGCAUUAUAAAUAAAAAGAAAUAAACGUCCUUCGUUUAUUAUAAGAAAUCCCAAAUUAUCACAAAUCACAUCGCGACAGACAAUAUUAUUUUACUGAUCUGAACAGGUUGAAUGUAUGGAGUAUUUUCGGAAUUUAAAAUAGUUAUUUUGGGCAGUUUUUAAAAUCAACACAUAAGUGUACUGUUACACGAAAAAAAUCUUGGUUUAUGGGACUCAUCCUAAAAUGUAGUGAAAUAUCAUGUCUGUUAAUUUGAUUUUUGUCUCAUACCUGAAAUAAACCCUUUUUCUAUAGGAUAUUGUCUAGGUAAAUCAUGAUUUAAACUUUUUUGUAAUCGAGUUACGUGAUUACCUAAUGAUAACAUUAUCAAGAAAGGACAGAUUUCAUAUUUUAUUGACACUACUGUAACUGACCUCAAGAACUACCAAAUAAAUCUGUAGAGUUGAUAGUUGUUCGUUGCUUUUUAUAGUUCAUUGUCCUUAUAAAAAUAUAAGUAAUGUGCCAUAUCUAGAUUGAGUAAUAAGCAGUAAAUAUGCUUAUAAAGAGUAGUUGAUUUUUGAAAUAUUUUGUUUACAAGCAAACAACACUUGAAGUUUGUAGAAGAACCAUUGUGUAUCAAACAAUUUUCCAUAAUAUUCGUGUUUCAUAUAACGACCAAAGAACGAAACGAACGUCAAGCCGUUGAUGUCUAUUAGUGUGAGCUGUAGUUAAUUUCACUGUUUUUGUACGGAUAAAGUUUUCUUAAAGCUUGUAAUAUACCUGGAAAUCUCAAUCAUUUUUUACUUUUACAUAUUAUAUAUUGUUUUUAUUAAAAUUUACUGCAAAUCAAGUAUUAAUGUAUCACUAUUAUAUCCUGAUUGUCUUCCAACGAACCUGAAAUAAUAAGUACUACUGUCAUCACAAGUAUUAAGCAUUUGUGAAGACAGUUUGCUUAGCGAAACGAAAUCGAAAAGCAUUUAUGUAUACUUGUGGAUAAAAUCGAUUUGAGAAUUAUUAUCAGAGACUUCGAUACAGUGUAAAUAGAAAGAAUUAUUAAGGUUCAAAUUAGUAAAUUCUGUUAAUAUACAGUAUAGAUCAACAGAAGGUAUAAAGUGAAAAACAAUGAGGUUUGCAAGAUGAUUCAACAUCAAUAAGAUAAGUUAAAUCUGGAAUAUACAUGAAAGGCGUUCAAUCAUUAACUAAUCUGGGAAUUAAUUAAUAAAAUGAGAUGUGAGAUUACUUUUUGUUUGAGAAAUCCGAAAAUAUCCUUCGUCGAAGACUCUAGCGGCUCGGAAAUUCCAGGAAGCGUGUUGUUCAAUCAACGCUGAAUUGAAUCAAUUGUUAAGGUUUUCGUUGGGUACACAAACUAAGCUUGGAGUAAAGCAUUUAAUCAAUAUUUAUGCCUUCUCUCUACUGUCUCAGUUGACGUGUAGGAGUAGUUAAUGUUAUACGAACUGGCUUGGAAGACAGUUUAAGCAUAUUGGUAGUAAGGAUUAUGACGUUUAUCGUUGCCGCCAUCGCUUUUAUCUUUAAAUAAUACUGAACUGCCAUUAGGUCACAAACAAAGCUAUUAAAUUCUUACAUCACGUGAUCUCGAGUACUGAUUUGAAGGUGGUAAUAAGUCAGCUGUUUAAGUAAAAUUUUAAAAAAUGUUGAAAACUCUUAAGGUUUGUGGGUACUGAUGUACAAUUUGUCGUACUUUUGUUUAUACAAAGACAGAUCUUAAGACUGUUUAUAGUUUCCAUUGUUCAAUUUAUUAAUAAUCGAUAUAUUUCUUAUCAAGAUUAUUAAAUCCUGAACACUGGGUCUGUACUACAUUAUCCAACCUGUAGUUCCAUUUUAUGAGAUAUUUUAUUAUUCCAACUAAAAAUGAAAUUAGCAUACAUCAUGUGAUCACUUGCAAUAAUAAAAGUUGUCUAGCUUGACUGAUAUAUGAAAGUCUCAUUUCAUUAAUUACAAGCUUCAUGCGAUGCUAAAAGCAUGUAAAUAAAUAAACCAGACGAAUGUUAACUGCAUUAGUUAUAUCAUGUUUAUAAAUAAUAAUGCCCCAGAUUGGAUUUUUAAAUUCAUCUUUUUGUGUUGUUUUUAAAAUUGAUGACUGUACAAUCCACUCUAAACAAUAUUUUUUCGAAUGGGAACGGCGAUUAUUUCGAUACUUCCCAUGUAACAAUUACUUUGAAGAAUGCUUGAUCUUUUGCGCCAUACAAAGUACAUUCUAAAAUGUUUCCUAUGAGAAAUAAACUAUUCUUUUCUCUGUAACAUUUUUUAUUUCUCAUAUGAGUUCGUAAUAAUUUCUUCACAUUCAUGUUUGUGAAAAAGUGGGUCGGUUAUAUACCAUUUACUAAAAAUUAUACGACUUAUUUUGAGACAUGAUAAACUAGUUGCUAGAAGUUCACGUAGCGUUAUCUAUGAGAUUUUUCUUGAAACACCCACAUGUUUUCAUUCCAAUUGAGGUUUCAACUAUAUCUAUAGCCAAAUAAAUUUCCGAAAAUUAAAAUUAACUAAUUAGAAAAUAUGUAUCCACAGAACUAGCGUUUAGAAUUAAUUGAACGCGUGGUACGAAAAUAACAUAACUUCCUAUCAUUACUUAAAAUCUAUCAUUAUUAAUAUAUUGAACAAUCCAUUUGUUCGAAUAAUUGUGGUAUGAAACACUGUGAGCUGGAUGUCAAUGCAUAACUACUAUCUAUAAAAACAUUGUUUGCACAGCAUCGAACAGGUUUGAACUUUCAUGGAUUGAAGUUAGAAAUCGAAACCAUUGAGUCUUAGGUGCAUGAUUCAAUGAGAACUGAUUUGAUCUAUGUGAACACUAAGAUAUGUUGUUUUUUUAAAUUAUCAAAUCUAUCGAUAAGUGCUCUGGUCAAAAUAAGAACCAACUGAAAAAAACAUUACAUUCAUUUUAAUUAUCAAAACUAUAUUGAAAUUUCCGAAGAUUGCCAAAUGACAUACUUGAUUUGCUAUUGUUUAUGGUGCUACAAAGCUGAGUAAAAUUAAGAAAUUCCAAUGAACUACGUAUAGUUUAUGUGAUAUAAACACAUUAAAUUAACUUCGAGAAUUGGAGGGAGACAUCGAAAGGGUGAAUAGCAUUUGGAAGUAACUGGAAAAGAGUGCCCAGCAUAGAGUUCGUUGGUGAACCCUCGUAUGGUAGCUUAUGUCCCACGAAGGGCAAUAGGUGUAAGUAAGUAAGCCUGUUACAUAAAUCAGUGCACAUAUUCGCCAACAAAACGUAGGUAAAUUAACUCGAGAAAACAAUAGUUCAAAUACAUAAAUGAAGAGUUGGCUUGAAGUAUUUCAACAAGAUAUUUUCGUCUUAGCGUGAUCAUAGGUAGUAAUUUUAUUAGAAUAUUUAGUACGUUGAACAAAAAAUUAAAUGUUUGCUACCAACUAGUAAAAGAUAUGACAGUAUUUUUGUUAUUCUCAUCACGUAGAUUGAAAAUGGACGUGAAUAAAUCAACAACAUUCUGCUUUCACUUGACUUUUCUGUAAUUAUAGUGGGAAUUACGGACAAAGGUUUGAUAUUAACUAAUGAAAUUGAGACAGAUGCUGGAAAAGGAAUCGUGAUAUGAAGAAUAGGACAUAAACUAUAUGAGUAAACAAUUAAUUUCAUAAAAUUUGUGACCUGUUCGUCUUAUUAUAAUUUUCGGUUCGUUCUCGAAUGGCGGUUUGAGAUUCAUUAAAGUGUGUCGAGCGUUUGCUUAUGAUCGGUCGUGAAUCAAACAGAGCAAAAAAGAAUCCGUUCAUAUGAUACUGAAUAAAGCAGAAGCGAGCAAUUUCAAGCCACAGAUAAUUUGCAAAGGAUGUUACUUGUUUUACGCUUUUAUGCCUCACAAACAGGUAAGGCAGAACGAAACUUCUAAAAUUGACAACUAACGUCAAAAUCUAAAACAAUUUUACAUAUCGUCUAAAUUAACCUGAGUAGUUAGUAAUGCAUUAUUACCUGGAUGAAUUUUUCAGAUGUUUCAGUGAACUGAUUAAAGACUGAGUAUUCAAGAAGAGUUUGAAACUGGAGUUAGAUUGGUGAUAAAAAAUUGAUCUGAGAAUUACGUCAGACAUAGAUGCGAGCUCUAUUGAAAGGUUUCAAUCCCCUUUUGUGUUCUGAGAAAUUGUAAGAAGGUCUAAGGGAAUAUAUUAAGAAUAAUUUAUCGCUAUUAUGUUUUAUAAUUGAGAGCAAAUUGAGGCAGUUCUCUGUUGGUUAAGAAACAGUAACCCCAAAGUAUGUGAUUAUUUGAUAAUAACAAAAUUCAAUUUACCUUACAAGGAGACAACUUUAAUUCAUAGUAAAUUAUAAAUUUCUACACGUGACCAUUCCGUUUUUAUAACAAGUGCGCUGUUAAAUACAUUUUAUUUAGCGCGGAAAAUGAAGAAAAAUAUCUAAAGACAAUCUUUCAAAAGAACGGUUACCCAAUCAACUUCAUCAAAAAACAUCAACCCAACGUAUCGGCAAAAACAAAAUCAAGUACAGAAACAAGAAACAGAUCAUCCUACGAUAUAUAAAAGACUUCAGAAAUUACAACAAGAUUAUUGAAGCCAAUUGGAAUAAAUGUACCACAAAUCAGUCAAUUCUCUGCAAAGCAAACGACAAAGUGAUAAAGAA